AAAUUUCUACAUGGUAUCAGAGCAGGUUUAGAACCUAGUAUUUUCGCUUUCCCGGCGGGCGGCAACCUCACCUACCUUAGCUGCCCGCCGGACCUCAACCUAUUCCAUGGCAGUGACAUGCAACCCAACAGAGCUGAGCUAUUGCGUGGGUGCAAUCACAUCAAACACACCUCCAUCAAAGCUGUGCUGCUUUAAGAUCAAGGAGCAAAAGCCUUGCCUUUGCACCACCACUGUAUGCUCAACAACAAGACCCACUCGGUUGGGACUUUCGUCGAACACUUCGUCUACACCCUCAUCGUCGUCGUCCUCCUCCUCCUCUUCCUCCGCCACCGCCGCCGCUAUCGCCGGCGUCAAGGAGUCGUCGGCGAUGCAAAAGCGGUUUCAGAGGCUGAGCCGCAACGUUUCCGAGGCCAUCGCCUCGCUCAAGAACUCACUCAAUCUCGACUCGGCUCGUGACUCGCCUCCGCCGCCGCAGUCUCGGAUCGAGAGCUGCCGGAAAGUCGUCUGGGGCAGCGUUGUGAGGAACUUGACUCAACUCUAUCCCGGUAGUCAGCUUCCAGAGAAGCUCGUCUCCAACAUCCGCAAACACUACGAUUCAUUACCACUCAGCUAUGCACAGGCUGGAUUUGAUAUGAAAGAUGUGUUUAUGCAUAUCAAAUUGAUAGAGCAAGCUUCCGUGGAUGAUCAGCCGGCGAUUUUGAUUCAAGAGGUUUCUGAUGAUGAAGUUCAAGGCUCUGUUUUUAAGCUUACAUUUGCUUGUAACUCUGCAAUUUCUUGGGCAGCCAUGUCCGGUGCCCUGGAUAGCGCUUCGAUUUGUUGCAAGAAGAUACAGAUUUUUGAGAAAACGAGCGUGCCGUUGAAUAUUGCAGGUGUUGCACUUAUGUCUUUCCCUGUUUUGAAUUCCCACUUGAGACUUAGGUUUGAAACAGUUGAUGGGCUGAUCUUGGAUUCUCCAUGGGCAUGUCUCUGGUUAUAUAUAUCACCGCCAUGGUUCAACCAAUCUCCUGAAUUUGAACCUGCAGUGAGACUCAGAGUGUGUAGACAAAAGAUGCAUAAGAAAAGCAACAAAAGAUUCUUCUUGUUGCAGGUUUGUGUUGGUGACAGCUGUGGGAUAUGAACCCACGCUCUUUUUCUCAUCUAUCACACAUCCACCACCCACGAUUAUUUCACACUUUUCUUUUAUUUUAAUAUAUAUAUAUCUAUAUUUUUUUAUUAUAAUAUAUUUUCCUUAUCCCUACUUUUAUUUUAUUUUAUUUUUUCUAUCUUUCUUUUUCAUCAAUAUUUCCUUAUUCUACAACUCGUUAGUGAGCAUCACCCUUUUUCCAUUAUCUUAUUAUUAUUUU
This is a messenger RNA of Camellia sinensis, 1343 nucleotides long. RefSeq lists its product as uncharacterized. NCBI's taxonomy places the organism in Eukaryota, Viridiplantae, Streptophyta, Magnoliopsida, Ericales, Theaceae. The record is from RefSeq and is a predicted model, not a curated record.